This is a messenger RNA of Eruca vesicaria subsp. sativa (arugula), 4981 nucleotides long. The record is from the annotation of a GenBank genome assembly. Lineage: Eukaryota; Viridiplantae; Streptophyta; Magnoliopsida; Brassicales; Brassicaceae.
UAAUAAGCCAAUCGCAAAACACUCCAACACUCUCCCUUUACUCUAAACCGUCGGAUUACUUCUCUCGGUUUUAAUCCAACGGUUGUGAUUCAAUUCGCUAGAGAGAGUUCUCAUCGUCUCUCAACCACCAGAUUCUUCUCUCUCUCGUUCGAAAUCACCGAGAUCGACGACUAGAUCUUCGAUCCCCCGAUUUGUGCCGCCGCUGUUUACCUUUCCCUCGCCGGAAGUGAAAGAGAGAGAGAGAGAGAGAUUGCGAUUUCAAGGAUUUUGUUAGGGCGUUUUUACCUUUUUCCUCGCCGUUGCUCCGCCGACACCGCCAGUGAGGGGAUAACGAGUUUCUGAUUAGAGCUCUGAAGAAAUCAGUUGUGGAAAUUGUUUACUGUUAUAUGGCUUCAGAAGGAAAAAUGUUAUUUGAUCUUAAUGAACUUCCUACAGAAGAUGAUGAUGAUGUUGUUGUUGUGCAACAGAGGGAUAUUCCAUCUGGAGAUUCCAAUAAUUCUGGCUUGCUGCCAACACCCUCCCAUGAUAAAGUAAAUAGAGGAGGAGUGUUCUUGCAUGCGUCAACUGCUUCUGGCUUUCAGCCUUUUGUCCGCCCUGCCACUACUACUACUACUACUACUACUACUACUACUCAGAGUACAGAUGUAGCAGUUGAUCAAAAGAUGGGCGAGGGUUCUGGUAGGGUAUCAUUGUCAUCAUCGAGGUCAGAGGAAGCAAUGGUUACAUCAACAGUUGAUGCUGGAGCAUCUGAGAGAGAAGAAGGGGAGUUGCCAGAGUCGGAGGUUCCUGCCAGUGAGGAUGUACAUAGUAGUUCUGAUUACAAGGGUGUAUUAUCACGAGAAGUGCCGGUGACAGAAACUGGCGUGUCUUUAGAUUAUUCUAAAGUUUCUGAGAAAGAUAGCAGCACAAUAGGAUUAGAUAUUAACUCAAACUCUGGUCUUCACAAGAGGAACGCCAAUCUGCUCUCAGAAGCCAGUGCUAAAGAUAGUGAUGGUACGCAAGAGCAGGGUUUAACAGUGAAGCAGAGAGAAGUUAAAGGCGUUGAAGCAAGUCAUGCAAUCAAGUGCGCAAACACCACUGUGAAAAGAAAGUUCGAUCAACAGAAAGAGACCAUGCUGGGAAAGAAACGCAACAGGCAGACCAUGUUUCUCAACCUGGAAGAUGUCAAGCAAGCUGGUCCUAUUAAGACCACAACGCCUAGAAGACAGAAUUUCCCACAACCUGUUGUCACGCGCACAGUUAGAGAGUCUCGCGCAGGUCGUCCACCUGCUGAGCAAGGAGGCGGGAUUCCAGGGCAAGUUGUGCAUAGGGAUCAGAAGCCAAAUGACAUUCCUAAUGGUGAAUCACAAUCUGGCUUGGUUGGUAAAAAUAGUAGGAUGAACGGAGAUGCGGAACCUUCUUCUGAGGGGACAUCGACAUCUGUGUCAAGGCAAGGGUCAUGGAAGCAACCAGUAAAUUCACGGCAGUCGAAGACUGGUCUUUCGUCAAAUAGACAAGUCUCAUUGUCCAGUCAAAGUUCUGCAGACUCAAAGUUUGGAAGCAAGAAAUUUACGUCGUUCAAGAAGCCAGUGACAAAUAGUACCCAAUACCAAGAUACAUCUGUGGAGCGUCUUAUACGAGAGGUGACCAACGAAAAGUUCUGGCAUCAUCCAGAGGAGACUGAGCUCCAGUGUGUUCCUGAGCGGUUUGAAUCCAUGGAUGAGUAUGUUAGAGUGUUUGAGCCUUUACUUUUUGAGGAGUGCCGGGCACAACUUUACAGUUCGUGGGAAGAAUUGUCCGAGGCAAAUACAUACAUGAAGGUCAGAAUAAAGCUCGUCGAACGAAGAGAGCGAGGUUGGUAUGAUGUGAUACUUAACGCAGUAAAUGAUUGUAAAUGGACUUUCAAGGAGGGUGAUGUUGCAGUUCUGUCAAAUCCUGUGCCUGAAUCAGAAGGAGAGAAUGAGGGUGGUGGACGUGUAGCUGGUACAGUUAGGAGAUAUAUACCGGUUGAUACUCGAGAUCCUCUUGGAGCAAUUCUCCAUUUCUAUGUUGGAGACUCUUAUGACUCCAGCAGCAAAAUUGAUAAUCAUAUUUUACGGAAGCUUAAACCUCAGGAGAUCUGGAAUCUGACAGUGCUUGGUUCGCUUGCAACCACACAGAGGGAAUAUGUUGCUUUGCAUGCGUUUGGUCAGCUUAACCCACAGAUGCAAAAUGCUAUUCUCAAGCCCAGCUCAGAGGAGUUUCCUAAUUACGGGGAGCAAACUCCUACAGUGCCUGAUUGUUUUACUCCCAGCUUCGUUGGCCAUUUGCAUAGAAGUUUUAAUGCUCCACAGUUGGCAGCAAUCCACUGGGCUGCCAUGCACACUGCAGCUGGUACUAGUAGUGGGGCGAAGAGGCAAGAUCCAUGGCCGUUCACUCUUGUCCAGGGCCCUCCGGGAACAGGCAAGACGCACACAGUAUGGGGAAUGUUGAAUGUUAUCCAUUUGGUUCAGUAUCAGCAGUAUUACACUUCAUUGCUGAAGAAAUUAGCUCCUGAAAGCUAUAAACAAGUUAAUGAGAGUAGUUCAGAUUAUGUUGUGUCAGGGUCUAUCGACGAAGUCCUACAAAACAUGGACCAGAAUCUAUUCCGUACUCUGCCAAAGCUAUGUGCUAAACCCAGGAUGCUCGUCUGUGCUCCUUCAAAUGCUGCAACGGAUGAACUUCUCUCACGUGUCCUUGAUCGUGGUUUUAUUGAUGGGGAAAUGAGGGUUUAUCGACCUGAUGUGGCUCGAGUAGGUGUGGAUACUCAAACUAGAGCUGCUCAAGCAGUUUCUGUGGAGCGAAGAAGUGAUCAGCUGUUAGCUAAGUCCCGUGAUGAAAUUCUAGGACACAUGCACAACCUCAGAUUACGAGAAGCUCAGCUCUCCCAAGACAUUGCUGUACUUAAAAGGGAACUUACUGCUGCAGCCUUUGUUAAUCGCUCUCAGGGAUCCGUUGGCGUUGACCCUGAUGUUCUUAUGGUUAGAGACCAGACCAGAGAUGCAUUAUUGCAGCGCCUUUCUGCUGUGGUUGAAGCCAGAGAUAAGGAUCUUGUUGAAAUGUCUCGCCUUCUAAUUGUUGAGGGAAAGUUUCGCGCAGGUAAUAGUUUUAACCUUGAAGAAGCUCGCGCAAGUCUUGAGGCAAGUUUCGCGAACGAGGCUGAAAUUGUGUUUACAACAGUAUCUAGCAGUGGUCGUAAACUGUUUUCUCGUCUUACACAUGGCUUCGACAUGGUGGUCAUCGACGAGGCUGCUCAAGCUAGUGAGGUUGGAGUUCUUCCUCCUCUUGCUCUUGGUGCUGCACGGUGUGUACUUGUGGGUGAUCCUCAGCAGCUUCCUGCAACCGUAAUUAGCAAAGCUGCUGGAACCCUUUUAUACAGCAGAAGUCUGUUUGAAAGGUUUCAGUUAGCAGGUUGUCCAACUUUGAUGUUAACUGUUCAAUACAGGAUGCAUCCUCAGAUACGCGAUUUCCCUUCAAGAUAUUUCUACCAAGGACGCCUGACGGACAGUGAAAGUGUAGCCACUGCGCCUGAUGAGAUUUACUACAAAGAUUCUGUUCUGAAGCCUUACCUUUUCUUUGAUAUCAGCCAUGGAAGGGAAUCCCAUAGAGGUGGAUCAGUGUCGUAUGAGAACAUUGAUGAAGCUCGCUUCUGUGUUGGGCUGUAUAUGCAUCUUCAGAAAACUCUGAAGUCACUUGGUGGGGGUAAAGUGUCUGUUGGGGUAAUAACCCCAUAUAAACUGCAGCUGAAAUGCCUGAAAAUAGAGUUUGGAAAUGCUUUGGGACAAGACGAAGUGAAAGAGAUUUAUAUCAAUACGGUAGAUGCGUUUCAGGGUCAAGAACGUGAUGUCAUAAUCAUGUCUUGUGUACGUGCUUCAAACCACGGGGUUGGCUUUGUUGCUGAUAUUAGGCGGAUGAAUGUUGCUCUCACCCGUGCCAAAAGGGCUCUAUGGGUGAUGGGAAAUGCAUCGGCUCUGAUGAAGUGUGAGGACUGGGCAGCACUGAUCACAGACGCUCGAGCAAGGAACUGUUUUAUGGAGAUGGAGUCACUUCCCAAGGAUUUUCCGGUUCCAAAGGUACCUAGCUUUAUACCCAAAGCGCCUAGUGCUAGAGGUUUCAGAUCAGGUGGGCCAAGAACCAGAUCCAUCGAUAUGCACAAUGAACCCAGGCCAGGGACACCAUCAGAAGACGACGAGAAGCUGAACACGACGAUGACAACAUAUCCAAGGAAUGGGAAUUUUCGAAGGGAGAAUUCAGUUGAUGGUUUUGAUCAGUCUGGAGAUAGACAUAGAGGAGAUGCUUGGCAACAUGGGAAGCAGAGGAGGCAAAAUUUUGGACGGCCUUUAGGGAGAAGAGACUAAUUUGGAGACGCAGCUGCUCUGAACUUGAAUCUCACUGGAGAAGCGAAUGUGUUAAUCCUUGAGAUUUCAGAGCACUUGACCACCCUCCCCUAGAGGGUGACUCGACAAGAAGGAAUAUUAAUGCUUUCUACGCCAGGUCAACGUGAUGUGUUGGCGAAGGCAGACAUGUCCAGAUUCAGAAUGUGGAAAACUACACUGCAUGAUCCAACACCAGUCUCUUCGGGAGGGUGAAUCCAUUUGAAUGAAGUCGGAAGCUGUUGAUAAACCUAAGAGAUUCGCUGAAGCAAAUCCUGCAUUGUCAUGAUGAUCUGGUGGACAGGUUCGUAGACCUCAUAGGAAAUAGCAUUCGGAGGUGAUAGAAGACACUUCGAGAUGAUUUGUUUUAUAGACUGCAAUAGUUCUUAGGAGUAUCUGUGUACCCACACUGGCCAGUCCACUGUGUUUUAGCGUUUUUGUACAUAAUUUAUGCUGAUUUAUGAAUCUUUUUUUUCUUCUCUUCAUUCAAUUUGUUUGUUCGUAAACUUUCCUUUUCUUUAUCAUGUCUGAUAAAUGUAGAAUUACGUAUUCUUUAAAUUGUCAAUUAUGACUAUGAACUACAUGAUGUCUCUAUCAAUAAUACAUCAUUC